Messenger RNA from Acomys russatus (golden spiny mouse), 1207 nucleotides. It is a transcript of the gene Tmem171, whose product is annotated as transmembrane protein 171. The record is from RefSeq and is a predicted model, not a curated record. The coding region runs from base 221 to 1192 and encodes 323 amino acids. The transcript is spliced from 4 exons. Lineage: Eukaryota; Metazoa; Chordata; Mammalia; Rodentia; Muridae.
UGCCCCGCCUGGCUGCCGAACCCGCGAGCCGGGCACCGCCUGGUCCUCUGCACACAGAGGCGGCCCGCCCUCCGCGCCCGGACGCGCAGAGGGUGUGCGUGGAGCCAGGAGGGCGGCGGAGAGUCCCGGGAUCAGCUCAGAGUCUGAAACUGCUGGAGAGAAGGAAAGGCAUUUUCCCUCCGGGUCGGAAAACAUCAAGGAAGCCUUUUCUUUUCUGGCCAUGUCUUCUGUAGGAACGGCAGAGCCAGACACAGACCAGAGGGACAGGCAUGUCAGCAAGCUCAUUUUCUUCCUCUUUGUCUUCGGCGCAGUCCUGUUGUGUGUGGGGAUCCUGCUCUCCAUCUUUGGGUACCAGGCAUGUCAAUAUAAGCCCCUUUCACACUGCAGCAUGGUGCUAAAGAUUGCCGGGCCUUCGUGUGCUGUGAUGGGGCUUGGGGCUGUGAUUCUGGCCAGAUCCCGGGCACGACUGCAUCUGCGGCAGGGGCAGCGGCGAGGCCACCAGGAUCCUGACCAAUCCUUCUUCUGCGGAGAGAGCCGCCAGUUUGCCCAGUGCCUCAUCUUUGGGUUUUUGUUUCUGACCAGUGGCAUGCUUAUCAGCAUCCUGGGCAUUUGGGUGCCUGGAUGUGGCUCAGACUGGGCACAGGAGCUGCUGAAUGAGACAGACAGUGGAGAGACAGAGCCCCAGAUCUGUGGCUUCCUUUCACUGCAGAUCAUGGGCCCCUUGAUUGUGCUUGUGGGAUUAUGUUUCUUUGUGGUGGCCCACGUCAAGAAGAAAAACAACUUGAGUUCAAGCCGAGACGCCUCUGAAAUCGAAGGCGGACACAACCACAGUGCGGAGCCUGUCCACAUCACUGUAGGCGACUCGGUGAUAAUAUUCCCGCCUCCUCCACCACCUUACUUUCCGGAAUCUUCAGCAGGAACUCAAUCUCCUGGGGCUAACGGCUUGCACCGGAUUGAAAACCCACCUUCCUAUUCCAGCCUUUUUAACUAUGGCAGGACCCCAACUCCUGAGAGCCAGGGCGCAGCCUCUGAAAGAGAACGGCAACUCAUCUACACCAUUUCUGGGUGGGAUUCAUCCUCUGAGAGCUCACACACUGGUAAUCUUCCAUUGGAUCUGCCCCCUAGAUAUGAAGAGAAAGAAACUGCCCCAGCCACACCCUCGGCUGCACCUUCUGAACCGUCCCCACCAUGAACUAUGGACUCAAAC